AUGGGAAUGUUUGCGACAUCAGCCACGCAAAAGCUUUGCUUUUACAUAUCUCCCAGAAUAACUAAUUACGAUCUUACGGAAAGAUAUUGCAUCGAGAAAAUAUUACGCUAUGUGAGGCAACGUUCGGUAAAAGAGAAGUGGAAGAAAUUUAAACAACAAUCCAAGCACACCAUUAUAAUCGAGCAGACUGCUACUUUUGUAGCCAAAUGGCUUCAACCGGAAAAGGAAGUAUCUUGCUCGUACAUUAAAUCAUCAUUAAAUACCAUCGCACAAGAUGUAUUGAGUCGCCUAAAACAAAAACAUCCUAAUCAUAAAAUAUUCUCCGAAAACGCUACACACAAAUUUAGCUAUACAUCGUAUAUUGACAACAAUGUCUACGAUAAUUUUUGGAACCUAGAGGAAUCAACUCAAAUUUUGGAUAUACUCGAAGAACACAUGUUUAAAGAAUUAAACUUUCGACCAAGCAAAUCGAACGUCAAAAAAUUGGAAUAUAGUUGUAUAGAUAAUGUCUUAAAAAAUAAAUAUGGCCAUAAAAUUAUUUUAUUAAUAAUAUAUCAAAGUGUAGCCAGAAGACUUGGUGUACGAUGCGAUAUAGAAAAUAUCAGGAACGCUAGAGAGCAACUUAGAAAAUGCAAUGUUCAUUAUUAA
Molecule: messenger RNA, 648 nt
Organism: Nylanderia fulva
Lineage: Eukaryota; Metazoa; Arthropoda; Insecta; Hymenoptera; Formicidae
Source: RefSeq, a predicted model, not a curated record